Molecule: messenger RNA, 6984 nt
Organism: Dunckerocampus dactyliophorus (ringed pipefish)
Lineage: Eukaryota; Metazoa; Chordata; Actinopteri; Syngnathiformes; Syngnathidae
Product: CLIP-associating protein 1-B-like
Exons: 40
Coding region: 450-5147 (1565 amino acids)
Biological process (GO): mitotic spindle assembly
Cellular component (GO): mitotic spindle; cytoplasmic microtubule; spindle microtubule
Molecular function (GO): microtubule binding; kinetochore binding
Source: RefSeq, a predicted model, not a curated record
CUGGUUGGGGACCCCCUGUUCUACAGCACGCGAUGAGGUCCAUACUACUUGACAAAUGCCCAUUUUGCUGUCCUAAUGUUUUUUAAUUAUAAGAAAACACGCGACUAGGGACUAGUAGACAAGCAAAUAUCUGUAGUUUGAUUUGUUUUUAACAUAACUUUUAAUGUUUAUUAAUAGUUUGACGGGCUGCAAUGUGAAUGAACGGAAGCUGCGGACCGAAGCAGCGUCGCCGCUUCUGACUUUGCUUCAUUCGACAGGAGAAUGGUUUGGACCUUGGAGUGGGUGAUUAUGGCGCUCACACGGGCUCUGCCAGCAGCACCAGCUGCCUCCUUAAAACCAUAACUGGCUUAAAAACAGUACCAAGUGACCGAAGUUCCUGUCAGCUACCACGACAUUGCGAUAAGGUGUAGCCUGCUGGAAGCCUGCUCGUGCUCCUGAAUUCUCCUCCAAUGGCGGAGGAGGAGGAAGAUGAGGUGGUCGUGGCUAUGGACUAUCUGCUUGAGCAGGUGAUGCUCAAGGACCUGAGCAAGAGGCUCCAGGUGGGCCAGGAACUGGUGGCGCUAAUCCUGCAAGAGGACAAGUGCCCAGAGAUGGAGCAGGACCAGGGAACGCUGGAUAGGAUCGUGGAGACGGUGGCCAGCUCAUGGGUCAACUCCAGCAACUUCAAGGUGGUAUUGUUGGGGAUGGACCUACUAUCAGCCUUUGUCAGCAGACUGCAGGAGAGAUUCAGGAUGCAGGUCGCGACAGUUUUACCCAGUUUAAUAGAUCGUCUGGGAGAUGCUAAGGACCAAGUUCGGGACCAGGACCAAGCACUUCUACUGAAGAUCAUGGACCAGGCUGCCAACCCACAGUAUGUUUGGGAGCGAAUGAUUGGAGGCUUCAAACACAAGAACAACCGGACCCGAGAAGGACUCUGCCUCUGUCUCAUCGCCACCUUAAAUGUGUUUGGAUCACAGAGUCUGACGCUGAACAAAAUAGUUCCUCACAUUUGCCACCUCCUGGGAGACCCCACAAGUCAGGUGCGUGAUGGAGCCAUGAGCUGUCUAGUGGAGAUCUACCGCCAUGUUGGUGAACGAGUGAGGAUUGACCUCGGAAAGAAGGGUCUACCUCAGUCACGAUUGAACGUCAUCUUCAGUAAAUUUGAUGAAGUCCAGAGGUCAGGGAACAUGAUCUUGUCGCCUGUGUCAGAUAAAAACUUUGAGGACGAUGAUUCACUGGAUGGUGGCUGCUCUUCAACCUCAUCCAAAGCAGCAUCGCUGGCUGGGAGAAAGACUGUGAGUGUUGGUUCGCUCAGACGCACCAAAUCAGCAGGGAGGGAUGGUUCUGCUGCUGGCGCAGUGGAUGAGGAUGACUUCACGCAGGCCUUUGAUGAUGUUCCCACCAUGCAGAUCUACUCCAACAGGGAGGUAGAAGAGGCCAUGGCCAAAAUUCGAGAUGUGCUGUCGGAUGACAAGCGCGACUGGGAGCUCCGUGUGGCCGCGCUGAAGAAGGUACGCUCACUUCUGUUGGCUGGAGCAGCAGAGUUUGACGGCUUCCUGCAGCAGCUGCGGCUCCUCGAGUCAGCAUUUAAACUGUCGGCCAAAGACCUGCGUUCUCAGGUGGUUCGGGAGGCCUGUAUCACUCUUGGACACCUGUCCUCAGUGCUCUGCAACCGCUUUGAUCAUGCUGCUGAGGCCAUCAUGCCGACCCUCCUCAACCUGGUGCCCAACAGUGCCAAAGUCAUGGCCACUUCUGGUGUGGCUGCCAUCCGCCUCAUCCUCAGACACACACACUACCCUCGUCUGAUCCCCAUCAUCACCAGCAACUGCACCUCUAAAUCUGUAGCCGUCAGAAGGCGUUGCUAUGAGUUCUUGAACCUGCAGCUGCAGGAGUGGCACAUGAGUGCUCUGGAGAGGCAUGGAGCUGUUUUAAUGGAAACUAUAAAAAAAGGCAUUCAUGAUGCUGAUGCUGAGGUGCGCUCUUUGGCCAGGAAGUGCUACUGGAACUUCCAUGGCCAUUUUAGUCAGGAGGCAGAGCAGCUGUUCCAAAGCUUGGAGUCGUCCUAUCAGAAAGCUCUCCAAGCUCACCUGCGUAGUGGAGACACGUUGAUGUCGCUGCCAGCAUCUGAUCGCUCCUCAUCCUCCUCACAGGAGAGCCUCAAUCGACCUUUGCCUGCAAGAAGCACCCAUGGAAGGAGCAUGGCCAGAUCCAAAUUGGGCCAAGCCUCAAGACCACCCGUUGGCCCCUCCUCUUCUGGCUCCCUACAACGUUCUUGCAGCGAUGUGGAUGUCAACGCAGCGGCCACUGCUCGCACGUGGAUGCCGGCCGUGUCCUCGGCAGUACAAUUAUCGAAUUCGUCCUUCAGUUCUGCCUCUGCUCUUCCACCUGGAUCCUAUGCUUCACUCGACCGCUUGUGGUGUGUUAAAGCAAAUGGUCGUGUCCGAACACAGAAAACGAGCACAAGGAACCGUCCAACGGUGCCUGACUGUCGGGGUCGUAGCAAAGGGAAAGUCGUCUCACAGUCUCAGCCCGGAAGCAGGUCUGGUUCCCCAGGCCGAGUGCUGAGCUCCACCUAUGGAAGGAUCCCCAGGGCAAGCACGGGGAGUGCUAGCAAUGGCGCCAACAGCAGCCUGAACGACAGUAGGCGACCACGAGGCCACCGCAGCCAGGGCUGCAGCCGAGAGACCAGUCCCAGCAGAUCAGGAUCUGCACGAAGCCGAAUCCCUCGACCCAGCAUGAGCCAGGGUUGCAGCCGCGAAACCAGUCGAGAGAGCAGCUGUGACACCAGCCCUUCCAGGGGUUUCUCCCCCCUGGACCGGCUAUCUCACCAGGCUCGGAUCUCGGCCUCCGUCAAUGCCAUGAGGAUCCUCAACACAGGCACUGAGGUGGAGGCUGCCGUUGCUGACGCACUGCUCUUAGGAGACUUGAGGAGUAAGCGGCGGUCGGGACGACGGCGCUUUGAGUCGCCGGGUAUGUACUCUGAUGAUGACGCAAACAGUGAUGCCUCUAGUGCCUGCUCGGAGCGGUCGUACAGCUCUCGCAACGGCGGCCUGGCGCCACAUCAUGUGCGUCAGAUGGAGGAUAUGGCUGAGGUUCUGAACCACUGCGCCAGUGCCAACUGGUCAGAAAGAAAGGAGGGCUUGCUUGGAUUGCAGAACCUGUUGAAGAACCAGAGAAUUCUCAGUCGUGUAGAGCUGAAGCGGCUCUGUGAGAUCUUCACCAGAAUGUUUGCAGACCCUCACAGCAAGGUCUUCAGCAUGUUCUUGGAGACUCUAGUGGACUUCAUAGUUGUGUAUCGGGAAGACCUGCUCGACUGGCUGUUCGUCCUGCUCACCCAGCUGCUGAAGAAAAUGGGCGCCGACCUCCUUGGCUCUGUUCAAGCCAAAGUACAGAAGGCUCUGGACGUCACACGAGAGUCCUUCCCGUACGAGCAGCAGUUCAACAUCCUGAUGCGGUUUAUCGUGGAUCAGACGCAAACACCCAACCUGAAGGUGAAGGUGGCUAUCCUGCGCUACAUUGAGGCACUGGCACGCCAGAUGGACCCAUCUGACUUUGUCAACACCAGCGAGACACGCCUGGCUGUCUCACGCAUCAUCACCUGGACCACCGAACCCAAAAGCUCUGAUGUCCGGAAGACCCUUCAUAACUGGGUUGGGGAGGAUUUGUCGGGCCGAGCCGGCACCGUGACCUCUCUGCCUGGAGAGGGCAACCUGGAGGAGAGGUGCAAGCAGGCGGCCCAGGUGGUGCUCAUUGCUCUGUUUGAGUUGAACACACCAGAGUUCACCAUGCUGCUCGGCGCUCUACCCAAAACCUUCCAAGAUGGGACCACCAAGUUGUUGCACAACCACUUGAGGAGCACGAGCACCAACAGCGGCAUCAGCAUGGCUUCCCCCAGUAGCCCGACGGGUCGUGCAACUCCUCGCCAGCCUAGCAGCCGCAGCAGCCCACUGACAUCCCCCACCACCUGCUCCCAUGGGGGGCUUUCUCCCAGCAUGAUAGAAUACGACAGUGAGAACCUGAACUCUGAGCAGAUCUACAGCUCCCUGCGUGGUGUCACCGAGGCCAUCCAGAACUUCAGCUACCGCAGUCAAGAGGAUCCGGUGGAGACAUACAGGCCAGAUGAAAAACGGGACACCAUGUGUGGGGGCGCCGCUAACAUACACUCGGACCUUAGACUUCAUGGUGACAUGGUGGAGGCCGGGAGAACAGCUGUGGACAACAAAACAUCUUUACUGUACACACCUUCGCCACGCUUGUUUCCUGUGGCGCGUUUCAGAGACUACAACCCUUACAACUACACAGACAACAUCAGCACGUUGGACAAAACCGCCCUAAGGGAGACCCUGUUUGAUGACAGUGUGGAGCUGCGGCUAGAUGGUCACCAAAAGGAAUGUGCUGAAAACAAGAUCCAGGACCCCAGAAAUGUCCCAGGAGCAACCGAGCGGCUGCAGCUGGUCGGGGAGCUGCUGAAGGAGCUCUCCCGAGGCCCAGCAGGUGAGCAUAGCACCGAGGAGCGACGUGCCACCAUGCUGGAGCUGCUGAAGGUGGCCCGAGAUGACAGUCUGGUGGUUUGGGACGAGCACUUCAAGACCUUGCUGCUGCUGCUCCUAGAGAUGCUGGGAGACAAAGAUUACAUGAUCCGGGCGCUGGCCUUGAGAGUCCUGAAGGAGAUCUUGAGAAACCAGCCAGCCCGCUUCAAGAACUAUGCAGAGCUCACCAUAAUGAAGAUGCUGGAGGCUCAUAAAGACUCGCACAAGGAGGUGGUGCGUGCGGCAGAGGAAGCUGCAUUCACACUGGCGGGCUCAAUACACCCGGAGCAGUGCAUCAAGGUCCUGUGUCCCAUUGUGCAGACGGCUGACUACCCAAUCAACUUGGCUGCCAUCAAGAUGCAGACAAGGGCCAUGGAACGCAUCAUAAAGGAACCACUUCAUCAGCUGCUACCUGACAUCAUUCCAGGACUCCUUCUGGGCUACGACAGCACUGAGAGCAGCGUGAGGAAGGCCAGCGUCUUCUGCUUAGUGGCCGUCUACGCUGUCAUCGGCGAGGAGCUGAAACCCUACCUGUCUCAGCUCACAGGCAGCAAGAUGAAGCUGCUCAACCUGUACAUCAAGAGGGCCCAGACGUCCACCAGCAAUAGCAGCAGUUCUUCCGACAUCUCCUCCUACUAACACUCCCGUCACUUUUCUACCAGUUACCACCUUUUGCUCAUCUUGCAGUGAAAAUCUUGAAAGCAAAGCACCAUCCUGAGCUUCUUCCAUGUGUGUAGGAUGAAAGUAGAUGAUGGCGAUGCCAUGUGCCUGAACAAAGUCCUCCCUUCGCUUGCACAUCAUCUCUUUGGCAUCAGUCAGUGUUUAUGCUCACAAGCGUACAGCUUUUUCUUUAUUAUUAUGAAUAACCAACUGCUGCACUCUGCUGUAGCCUUCCCGGACCAUGACAGAAAAUCUUUUCAAAGCUGACAGGAGUCAUUUGGCUGGCCAAUGAUCUGAAGCUCAACACGUUUUUUUAUUGGUUCCACCUAACAGAACAUCUCCAUUUCUUUGUUUAAAGAAAGUGAGAAUAUCAAUGUGAAGCAUUGGAAUAUUUCAAAGAGGAAGCAACAUUCCAUUCUUGACAACACUAAACAGGAAACUUGAGUGUCUUACAGAUUCUGCAGUGAGAAACUACAAAUGUGACGUGUAAGACGUGUAAGAGCAAAUGAGGAGACGCACCUAUAAGCUUGUAGUUGGAGAAUGUUACUUUUCUUGUAUUUCACUAUGGACGAGUGAAUGAGCAUCAGAAGAGUCCAGUUACUCUGGUGCGCCGCUAAGUGAAGACUACUGUCAACAUUUUUUGUAUUGUACGUAGCAUAAAGGUCAAGGUGGAAAAGCCUCUAAAAGCUGUCAGUGUUUUGCCAGCCAGCCAAUGGGAAGACGUUGUUGCAAAUAUGCUUGAAAAUGUGUUACGUAUAAGACCUAAAAAAUGUGAACCAUAAGACCAUCACCAGCUGCAGUAGAGAAGGUAGUUCAUGACAAGAAUGAUCUUUGCAGUGAAUGUCAUUGUGAGCCGUCAUGACCUAGUCUGCGUCUCAAAUCCCGUCAGUACACUUCAAUAUGUAUACUGUGUACACUGCGUACUUAGUUCCUGAGGGCAUGCAUUUUGAAUGUAGUGCUGUCCCCUCCCCAAUGGUUAACUCUUGUUGAUCGCAAUGUUUAUCCGCUUCCUCUUUUUCCCUUUUCUCCUUUUUGAUGGUGAAUUGCAGCCACUCCAAUUAAUCCCUCCCCUUUCCGCUACCUAGACGAUGACUGAGGGCGGUUUGGGGGCCCAUGUGGGGCGUGUUGAGCGUACUGACGGCGCACUGCAUUUCGCUGAACGCACUUAUGCACUCAAAAUGUGUAAGCACAGAAGUGCACGAGUUGCGUCAGUGCUGCUGCUGCUGCUGCUUCCGAUUGAAAGUCCUCUGAAAGGUUGCAAUCGUGUUUGGCUGAACUUUAAACCACUUGUUUGGCGCUGAAUUUCACGCUGAGUUUAGAAGUCAUACUGAAACUAUGCUAUUUUCGACAUUUUAGACUUAAGGUCUCACUAUGUAGUGGGAAGUCAUCACACAGCAUCACCACAUCAUUUUGUACUUUUGUCAGUGUUUGAAAUGUGCCUCAUGCCUGCUUCAGAGCUGCACAUCUUCUCAUCACAAGCUUUGACAGGACAGGCAAGUGCACCUUCAAUUGUCUUCCCACAACCUGGCCUGUUCAAACCCAGCAGUGGGUGGAAUGUCGUCCGGUUCUAGUGACCCGGUUUCACUGUCAUCCCACAUCUUGAACGCGUGCCUUUAGUUGAACAUUAAUAAUCUUUCCUACGGCCUAACUAAAUCCAUUUUAGAGCAAAUGGGGGUGAGAAUUGAAACACCCUUAUGCAUGCCCCCCCCCCCCCCCCCGCCGUCACGCAAUACUAUAUUUAUACUAUAUGUCACCAGUGAUGCAGAAUUUAAAUAAACUAUCAGACUUGUUGUGUGUUUUACUUGUAUGCCUUCAA